GAGAAAUGGCGAAAUUGAGGCUCUCGGGACAUCUAUUUUUCGUUCGAUAAUUCCAAUUUUCUAACUAAAAUAAUGCAAUGUUAUCAGUCUAUUUUCGAUAUUUACUGUUAUUUAUUUUAAGUGACUUAGUUGUACGGUAGUGUCUCCUAUGCAUCUUCUUGUGUUAACAACAUUUUGUUACAGUGCUGGGUAUCUAGUCAGUUUUAAUUUAUAAAUUGUUUCCACUGUUCAGUUUUAGAGUGAAAAUGAAUAACUGUGGAUCUGGAGUUGGGGCUGCAGUGGCCACAGGCGCUGGUGCUUACGACACGAAAAUAGCUGGCUUGUACGAUUUGCUUGAUACUCUGGGUUCUGGACAUUUUGCUGUUGUGAAAUUAGCAAGACAUGUUUUCACUGGUGAAAAAGUUGCUGUAAAAGUGAUUGACAAAAGUAAAUUAGAUGAAGUCUCAAAAUCCCAUUUAUUUCAAGAGGUUCGUUGUAUGAAAUUAGUACAACACCCCAAUGUGGUGAGAUUGUAUGAAGUAAUUGACACACAGACUAAACUAUACCUAAUAUUAGAGUUAGGUGAUGGAGGAGAUUUAUAUGAUUACAUAAUGAAACAUGACUCAGGUCUGUCAGAAUCUCUUGCUCGUGAUUAUUUUCGCCAAAUCGUGCGUGCAAUCUCAUAUUGUCAUAGAUUACAUGUUGUGCAUCGUGAUUUGAAACCGGAAAAUGUGGUGUUCUUUGAAAAGUUAGGUGUAGUAAAGUUGACUGAUUUUGGUUUUAGUAACAAAUAUUGUCCUGGACAAAAGUUAGAGACUUCAUGUGGAUCGUUGGCGUAUUCGGCCCCUGAGAUUUUAUUAGGUGACUCGUAUGAUGCCCCCGCGGUUGACGUUUGGUCUCUAGGUGUAAUUUUGUACAUGUUAGUUUGUGGUCAAGCACCAUUUCAAGAAGCAAACGAUAGUGAAACACUUACAAUGAUCAUGGAUUGUAAAUAUACUAUACCACCACAUAUAUCAAACUCUUGUAAAAGGUUAAUAGGAAGAAUGCUAGUCAGGGAACCGGAGAAGCGGGCUACUCUGUCUGAGAUAGCAACAGAUCCGUGGGUGACCGCCGGGGAGGGCAUGGCUGUGGAAGAUUUUGAUGCUCCCCUUGUUACAAAGGAACAGCUAUCUGAAGAAGACCGUACAGCUAUUUUACAGAGGAUGGUUAACGGUUCUAUCGCAACAAAAGAACAUAUAUUGGAGUCUUUAGAAAAGAAUGAUUAUAAUCACAUAACCGCCACUUACUAUCUACUAGCGGAAAGAAAACUGCGAGCUAAAAGGCAAGCUGCGCGCGCGGCGCGGCGGCCGGAGGCGCUGGGCGUGCCGCUGGGGACCUCGCGUGGUCGCUCGCUGCUGGUGCCGCCGCCGCACCACGCAGCACCGCGCACACCGCAAGAUGCGCCGCCGCGUUCCCGCAAGUGCAGCAUCGUGCGCGAGGAGGAGGACGACGAGGAGGCGGGCGCGGUGGGUGCGGGGGCGGGGGCGGGGGCGGGGCGCGCGGCGGAGGUGCGACGCGGCAGUCGCUCCGAGGGGCGCCUGCACCUCGCACGUCCCGCGCAACUCGCAGACAACCUUACCAAGGUGAACUUGGACGACGGCGCAACUGUGUGCGUAUCGGAGACGCGUCGCGCGAGCGCCACAGACGGCACGCCGGCGCCCGCGCGUGUACCGCCACCGGCACCACCGCCCGCACGGCGUCAGCGUCUCGACUGCCGCCGUCGUCGCCCGCGCGCCGGCUCCUGCUCCUCCUCGGACCUCUCCGACGACGACUCCGAGAAGAAGAAGCGCGCCGCAGAACAGACCGAGGCGCCGCACGAGCGCGCCCGUCGCGACUCGCACGACGACUCCAGCGACAGCCAGGAGCGCGGUGGCGCGGCGGGCGCGGGCGGCGCACGGCAGCCCGCGCAUCCCGCACAUCCCGCCGGCGGCGCACCCGGCGGCUCUAGCGGCGCCGGCGGGGGCUCGGCGGGCGACGCGCGCGGCGGCUCCACCGGCGGGCGGCGCAGACGUGCAGCGCGCAAGGAGAGCAGACUGCGCGAGUCGCGCUCGCUGAACCGCAUCGCGGAGGUGGAGGAGGCGGCGGCGGCGCGCUGGGCGGGCGGCGGGCUGGUGGCGAUGUGCGGCCGCCCGCUGCUGCGUCUGCUGGCCGCCGCGCGCCCCGCGCCCACCGCUCGCCGCCUGCACGGACUCUGCUAACGGAUUUGGAUCGAUUUGGAACUUCGACGAACGCUCUACUCUAUUACGAUACAUACACUUAAAUUUAUUUCUAAUUUAUUGAAAAAAUGCUCGUAUUGCGGUCGCAGUAGGAGCAGUCGGAAUAUGCUGUAGUUAACUUUAUUAAUUUUUAAGCAAUCAAUGCCUCUACUUCAUAUUGUUACAUCUGAACUUUUUUUAUGUAAUUCCUUCGUAGAGCGUUUGUCGCGUGCGUCUUCCCUUCGUGACAUCUUGAAGCCACUUUUCGAACGUUAUGAAAUAUUUAUUCGCAGAAUAAAAUCUCAAUAUUUAUAUAUAUUUUUACUAACAAAAUGAUGAUAGACCGUCGACAGAAGGGUAAAGUAUCAAUUUACGUAAUGUCUGGGAGCGUGUCACGAGUGCGAUCAUUCCCUCUGCGGAAUGCAUCUCGCGCUCGGAUCAGCGAAUCGGUUCAGGUGCUAUCGCGUCCUCGUUAUUGUAACAAUCAGCAUAAUUUGAUGCCUUUUUUCUAAUCGUGACGUUGAAUAUGUAUAAUAUAGCAACGAGGCCCCCGUUUGCCGCCAAAUUAUACCGGUAGUGUUUUAGAAACGUUUUACUCACCGUGUUAUAUAUAAAUGGACUGGCAAUUUAUACCUUUAGUUAAUUUUUCACUUUUUUACAUCGAGAUCGAGGGACAUGGAAUUCACAAGAGAUCAGUUUCACAAUGCGCAGUGUCACAGUGUCGGGGCCAUCUUGGUUACGGUUACAGAUCACAUCUAUCGCAUUUAUAUGUAAGUAAAUAUUUUAGGUCAACAGGGUGCCUACGACGAAUCCGUUACUGAGACUUUAUAACGAUUAAUUUCUAUCUAUUUGACCGUUAUAAAGGCCCAAAUCAUGAUGUUUUCGAGGUAUAUUAUUUAUUAUGAUUCUUUGAUACACACACGUCCUCAUCUUUACAAUAGAAUUUAGUUAAUUCAAGUAAAUCGUCAGUAUUAUGUCUAUGAAAAUGCUACAUUAUAUAGGAUUCUGGAUUCCAAUUCUAUGUUAGAUUUACUAAAGUACUAUUGUCGUUUUGCAUUAUUCCAUUUCAGGGGUACGGAAUCAAAUCUUGUUUUGUAAAAUAUAUACAUGUGUAGAGGAAAAAAUUGUAUUCGGUUUUUGGAUUAAUUAUAAUUAUUUUUAAUGUGUUAUGUGAAAGAUCAAAAAUAUAUUAUCAAAAUUGGGCAAAACAAGUUUAGGUUGUGUACCCCUGUCUUGAUGUUUUGUCAUAGAUUAGAGCCAUUAGGGCGGAGUGCAAAAGAUUCAUUCAUGUUGAAUAUUCGAAGUAUAGAGCACAUAGUACCGCUUUUUAAUAGUUUAACUUCGUCUUGUAUCAGUCGGCAGUAGUAUUGAAUAACAUAU
Messenger RNA from Papilio machaon (common yellow swallowtail), 3593 nucleotides. RefSeq names its product SNF-related serine/threonine-protein kinase (gene Snrk). Gene Ontology annotation, biological process: microtubule cytoskeleton organization; intracellular signal transduction; protein phosphorylation. Gene Ontology annotation, molecular function: tau-protein kinase activity; protein serine/threonine kinase activity; ATP binding. Bases 246 to 2216 code for a protein of 656 amino acids. The record is from RefSeq and is a predicted model, not a curated record. Lineage: Eukaryota; Metazoa; Arthropoda; Insecta; Lepidoptera; Papilionidae. The transcript is spliced from 8 exons. Gene Ontology annotation, cellular component: cytoplasm.